Molecule: messenger RNA, 1359 nt
Organism: Rhinocladiella mackenziei CBS 650.93
Lineage: Eukaryota; Fungi; Ascomycota; Eurotiomycetes; Chaetothyriales; Herpotrichiellaceae
Exons: 2
Coding region: 1-1359 (452 amino acids)
Biological process (GO): epoxide metabolic process
Molecular function (GO): epoxide hydrolase activity
Source: RefSeq, a predicted model, not a curated record
AUGGCGACAGCCUCUAACGUCACCGCACCGGCUCCGGGAAACUUGAAUUUCAAAGCCACUUUCAGCGAGGCCAUCACAUCCUUCACAAUCUCGGUAGAUCCGGAGUUCAUCGAAUUCACAAAACUCAAGGCCUCCUUGACAAGGCUGGUCGAUGCGGAUUUGUCGGAUCAAGAUGCCUUUGCGGACGGCCCACCACGACACGAUGUGGAGACUAUUCGAGACUUCUGGGCAAACAAGUAUGACUGGCACAAGAUCGAGGCAGAGCUAAAUCAAAAGUUCAAGCAAUACACGACCGUGGUGCAAACCGGGCCUGACACGAAUUAUACUGAUCCUAUCCCAUUGCACUUUGUGCAUCAUAGGUCUGACCGCCCCGAUGCAAUUCCUCUCCUUUUUAUCCAUGGUUGGCCGGGCUCGUUCCUGGAAGUCGAGAAUAUAAUCGAACCGCUUGUUCACCCGCCAGAUGAUUCACUACCGGCAUUUCACGUCGUCGCUCCCUCAAUUCCUGGAUUCGGCUUCUCACCAUCCCCACGCAAACCUGGUUUUGGAUAUCGCCAAUCGGGCCACGCUUUCCACGAGUUGAUGCAGAAGCUAGGUUACGAGAAGUACGUGAUUCAGGGAGGUGACGCCGGUGACUUCAUUCUCAGAUACCAGGCGCAUGAUUAUCCGGAGAGUGUGGUCUCGGUCCUCUCCAAUUUUUGGAUUAUUCCCCCUAACGAGGACGACCGGGAGAGAGAUCGCAACAAUCAGACGAGUGACGAUGAAAAUUUCAUCAUUGAGCUUCAUGAUGCGUUCACAACGCAGCACUGGGCAUAUGGCCAAAUCCAUCAACAAAAACCACUGAAGUUGGCCAUCGGCAUGACCGACUCGCCAGUCGGAUUGGCCAUGUGGAUCUAUGACGCUGUUGUAGGGGUCGUGGUGGACAAAAGUAUCUGGACUCCCGAGCGGUUAAUCACUUGGACCAUGAUGCAUUGGAUUCCUGGACCUUAUGCCGCAUUCAGUUUGUACAAGAAUGGUGCUAAAGAUGGCGCAAUCAACAUACAUGGAUUCGGAAAGAUCCCUUAUGUCACUCAACCAGUGGCAAUUUCCGAGUUCCCGAAGGAUAUCUGGUACAGAACGCCUCUCGACUGGGCACAAAGAGGUGGAAAUGUUCAAUGUCGCACCGUCCAUGAGACAGGAGGGCACUUCCCAAGUUUGGACACGCCAGAAUUAUUACUCAAGGAUAUGUGGAAAUUCUUUGGGGAUGAGAAGAUGUCUCGAACGGAGAUAUUUAAAUCGGAGCGGGCGGGGAUAGUCGGGGACGAGUCAUGUGCCGACGAGCUCUUUGACGUCCCUGCACAUAUUCAAAAUGAUACGGAGUAG